UUGUGAUACGAAAAGAGAAAAUUGUGCAGCUCACAGACUCUUCCCAUUUAAUACGCGCGCGGUACAUAAAACUUUCUUGGGGGGCAAUUAUACGUCUGAGAAACAGUCAGUUUCUCAGUUGGUGAUUGACACCCGAACAAUAAACGCUGCAGAGUGGAGCACCAAAGAGAAUCUCUUGGGAGAUUUGCUCAACGUUUUUUUUCUUUUUUUUUGGAUUCCCCAACACUCGCCGCUUGUUUUAACCAUUCAAUGUUCAAUUUAUCGCCGUGGCGAUCACAUCAUCUUGUGGAGCUCCAAAGCAGCCCUUAAAAAACGUAAAGGACUAUUUCACUUUAGCCGCACUUCCUCCUGGUGCGCAGUGUUUAAUUCUGUGACAUACUCAAAAAAAAGAAAAGAAAAAGAAGUUGCACUUGUGACUGUGGGAAACCCCUCCAGUGUGAGGGGAGAUAUUUGUGAAAAAUAAGGAAUUAUAUACCUCAGUGUGACCUGUGGAUACUAUCAGGCUUUUUUUUUUGUCUCAAAUAACACACACGCCUCACUGAUAAAUUGAACGGGCUGUCGUUAAGGCAAUUUAUUCGUUCGCAUUGUGCAGAAUACGCCAAAGGUGCAUUUGAUUAUGAUCAGAAAAUUUUGAGGAGAUUGCACUGUAUGGGAUAGAAGAGAAAAAUAUCACAAUUUUGUCACUAAUGUGAUAAAACUCUUCACCGGAGGAAGUACGAAGAAAAUCCAUUGAGAGAGUGAAAAGUCUGCGCCAUCGAGAAAACUAUGGCGACUCUGAGAGUGGAGGUGAGUGUUUGGAUUCUUGUGCUUAUUUGCACAGUGUCGGCAAGUGAUGGGGACAAGACACAGCAGAUUGUCAUAAAACCAGCUCAAGUGCACAGAACGCAACUUAAAGUGUCACGGAGUCUCAAUCCCGAUGACAUGGAGACCAUCAAUGUGAGAUCAAACAAUGGUGGUGUGGCAACGAUCAUCGUGAAGAAGCGCGAUGGCAAGAGCACAAACAUUCCGCCACAGAGUACAAAUGGUGAAACUGGAUUGAGUCGCGAAGAGGCUAGACGACGCUACUACACCACAGCCGGUCAUUCUACGAUCCUUCGAAAAGUAUCGGACACCCCACCACCCCUCGACACUGCUGAUCAGGCUCGAUGGGCAACAUCGCCGAGAUCUGAACUCCUGCUUAAAUCCGGCACCUACAGGUUCUCCCAGCCGACCACAGUCCAGGAGGAGGGAAAGCUAAACAUGAUCAAUUCCUUCAUCAAGCACGUCGGUACAAUGGAACCACCUUCAGUUGGACCCACAGAUGUGUCUAAGAACAAUGAUCGCGAUGCAGUGCACAUCUCCAUCCUCAGCACUAAGACACUGAGCAAAGCACGCAAAGUUCCCACACCAGUAUUCAUAAGCUCUGAGCCGGUUUAUGUGAAAGACUCACCCACUAAAGUUAAGCGUGGUCGAUCAAUGAUCGAGGUCGGUGACGAUGGAAUUUCUGUUGUGCAUGGGAUUAGGGUUCCAGAUGAUGAAGUGGACAAAGUGAAAACCUGGCGCAAUGCCCGUGUAAUCAAUGGUGAACUCCAUCCCUAUGAGAAUGGCUACAAGCCUCCCCGUGUUGAUGCUUUUGACUAUGGCCAGUUGGUUUACGCAAAACCCGAUGCUACUACCGAUGAAGAACGUCGUCGAAGUAUUGGGCCAUUUAUGACCUCAGACAACUACUACCACAGUGGGGAUGUCGAAAGCAACCCAAAGAGUAUUGGCCCAUUUACAGUCAAAGAUAAUCUCAAGAACGACAAAGCCUAUUUUCGUAGUAAGCUUCCAACUGAAAAAACUAACAGACAAAUCCCAUCCAGAGGCUUCGGACCCUUUACAGUUACUGACAACUCUAGGGUGGCAAAUUCCAAGCUCAUUGAGUACAUCAAGAGGAUUAAUGAACAUGAACAGAGAAGGGACUACUUUGCCGGGAAAGCUAUUAGAUUUCCAGGAGAUAGUAGUCAAGGGGACACGCAUUCCAUCCAGAGGCGUAUGCUAACAAGCCAGAGGAAUACCAUAUUCCCAGUUAGUCAGAUGUACAUGCCAAAAAAUCGAUCAAGUGAGAGCGAUAGAUCGCCAGUUUUGGAAUACGCACAUCCUGAAUUUGGUGUUCAAGCGGCAAAAUCCGUUCCAGUUCAAGAUAAACCCGUCAAGGUUAAUUACUACACCAAGGACAUCCAUAGCGAUAGGUCACCUUAUGCCAUAGAGCCAGCUAUGAAUACAGACUACUACUACAGUGACUACGACAAAAACGGAAAAUUUGGUCCUGAACCAUUUGGCGAAUACAACUCGUACCUCCAUAGUAAACCCGCCACCUACCCCUAUACCUACGGGUACCUGAGAAAAGUCAAAGAGCAACCAUUCUGGAUGAAGAUCACUGAACAAAUGAGAAAUACAUUCCAGAAUAGUUUUAGUACAGUGCAACAAAUGACUAAACCUGUAAUUGAUCCAUUGGUUGAGGCGGGUCAAAAAAUAUCGCAAAAUCUAGGUUUUGCACAUGGUAGUCCAGCUAAGCAAGAGGCUCAGGAUAAGGUGGGAAUUGUCGCUGCACCGGCGAGUAUUGGAGGAUCGGCUAUUCUACCGGCUCUGGGAUUAAUGGCGAGUGGAGCAGCAUUGAGUUUAGGUGCUCUGGCUAUGGGUAGGUUUCUGGAUGUGAACCUACUGAAGCGUUCAGAAGAUGGGACUCCUUUCUUGGAACACAAGGGUGAUCUUCGGAAUCUGGCUCUGACAAAUGGUGGCUAUUAUGUUCUUGUAGAAGAGCCACCUGCUCAGAAUGAAGAUCAAGCCGAAGUUGACAAGUUUCCCCACAGUGUUCAGAAGAGGUCAACGGGGUCAACGGAAGAAGAGUCUCUGGGGAAUCUACUGCAGAGUGUCGAGAGUGAACUGCCGUCACGGACGAGGAAUCGCUUCGAGGCACAAAUACGUGAGACAAACUGGAGUAAUCCCCAGUGUGCCAAGAAGGUGUUUUGUGAGGUGAUGACCAAGCAAAAGCCAGACGAUAUCAUAUUGAUGGAGAAGAAGAUGGAAACACUGCUGAAAAUGAUGCAUCCGAGUUUAGGAACAAACCUCUCGAGACACUUGUCAGAAGUGACUGAUGCCAUCCGUCGAAGGGACUGUAAAUCCUUUAUUUGCUAAAAAAAGAGAAGAUAAAAAGUGUAUGAUCGCCAAAGCGAUUGUGGAUAAAGCUUAAAAAAAAGUCAUAAGGAUCCAUUUAUCCCAGUGAACUUGCAAAAAACCGUGAAGAUUAAACGAGAUGUGUAAUUUUGUGGAAUUUAAAAUUACAGAAUCUUGUUCCGUAUUAAAAACAAAACUCCCAGUCGAAAACAGUUUUCCCCUUAAUUAAUCAUGAUCAUGAUCAUAUACAACGCCAGAUUUUAGCUGCAUUAUAAAUCCAUCCAUAUUUGCUAAACAAUUCGAGAGAGCUAUACAAGGUGGAAGACAUUAUGGGAAAGUGAGAAUUAGAAAUUUUUGCAAUCUGACGAAAAAAAAAGAAAAUUCAUUUUUAAAUGUAUGAGACGAAAUGCUAUUUGUAAUCCAAAGCCAUUUGAUAAUUUAUUGUAAUGAGGUGUAACUGAAAAGAGUUUAAAUUUAUUCUAAUAACUUUAAUCAAUUAGCAUAAUAUAUUGAAAAAAAAACUUUUGCCUUUGCAAAAUGUGACUUGGCGCUGGAAUUAGCUUCAGAAAAUAUCCUUAACUUGAAGGCCAAUACUUUUCUGUAAUUUAUUAUAUUUUUUUUUUUAGAAAUUUAUCACUCAUUGAAUGUUGAUUCUAAUGAUAUUAAAGUUAUUUACAUUUCUAUUGUAGUUCUUUUUGUAUAAUUCUAGGGAAUUUCGCUGAGAAUAGAAUUUAAGAUACGGGGACAUAAUUUUAUUUUCUUAAAAAACUAAAUGAGCAACAUUUUUAUUUUAGUCUAUCGUUAGCCUAAAUGUUAGAUAUAAUUACGGAAAAAAAGAGACCCUAUAGAGAAUUUUUGUUAUUAAUUCUAUUUUAUAUUAGCCCAGUGAAAGAGAAACCACUCUUCACUUUCACUGAAACUUUAGGAAAGAAAAAAGAAAUUCCAGAAGAGAACUUGAAUGUUAACUCUAAGAGGAAGACUAUUAUAUACAUAUAGUGGGAAAUGACCAAUGUGAAAAACAAAUAAAAUAUUUGACCAACAAA
Phlebotomus papatasi is the source of this 4178-nucleotide messenger RNA. RefSeq lists its product as uncharacterized. The record is from RefSeq and is a predicted model, not a curated record. Lineage: Eukaryota; Metazoa; Arthropoda; Insecta; Diptera; Psychodidae. The transcript is spliced from 4 exons. Bases 766 to 3156 code for a protein of 796 amino acids.